Molecule: messenger RNA, 3983 nt
Organism: Cannabis sativa
Lineage: Eukaryota; Viridiplantae; Streptophyta; Magnoliopsida; Rosales; Cannabaceae
Product: zinc finger CCCH domain-containing protein 25
Exons: 5
Coding region: 272-1534 (420 amino acids)
Biological process (GO): mRNA splicing, via spliceosome
Cellular component (GO): U2 snRNP; catalytic step 2 spliceosome; precatalytic spliceosome
Molecular function (GO): metal ion binding; RNA binding
Source: RefSeq, a predicted model, not a curated record
AAUUUUUAAAAAAACGUGUUUUGGUUCCAUUGGGAGAGAAGAGAGAGAAAAAAUGUUUAGGAAAAACUAACCAAAUAAGACUUGAAUUAGUAUUAAUCUGAAGACAGCAUAUAUCCGCAUGCAUCCGAAAAUCUGUCUUACUUAAAAUUUUAUUAUUGGUCUUAAAAACGUAGUCUGAUAAAGAAACCAAAGAGGGUUUUAACAGCGGGAGAGAGGGAGAAGACGUAACUUUCAUUUUUAGGGCAAAAUUUUGUGUCGAUUCAGUCAGGCAAUGAAUCCGCUUACUCUUGUGAAACGAAUUCAGAAUAUUAAUGCCAAAGAGGCUACUUUAGGCAUUUCUGAAGAAGCUUCCUGGCACGCUAAGUAUAAAGAUUCCGCCUAUGUUUAUGUCGGAGGCAUUCCCUUCGAUCUUACCGAAGGUGAUCUUCUUGCCGUGUUUGCUCAAUAUGGGGAAAUUUUAGAUGUCAAUCUAGUUAGAGAUAAGGGGACUGGAAAAUCAAAAGGAUUUGCUUUUGUUGCGUAUGAAGACCAGAGAAGUACAAAUCUUGCUGUAGAUAAUUUAAAUGGAGCACAGGUUUUAGGUCGAACUAUUAGGGUUGAUCAUGUUACUAAGUACAAAAAGAAAGAAGAAGAAGAUGAAGAAACUGAGCAGAAGAAGAGGGAGGCACGAGGCGUUUGCCGGGCUUUCCAAAAGGGAGAAUGUACACGAGGUGCGGGAUGUAAAUUUUCUCAUGAUGAGAAGAGAGCUGCAAACACAGGUUGGGGCGAUAAGGACAAAGAGUCAAGGUGGGGCCAUGACAGGUUUGAUGGUCCAAAAACGGAUGAGAGAAGAUCCGGCAACAAUCCAUUUAGUCGCGGUGCAGAGCAUACAGUUCAAGAAGGCAAUAAAAGCUCAGGCUUUAGAGAACAGGCCAAGGAAACCAUAGAAAGGGAUUUUAAACAAAGCAAUAGGAGAGAGAAGAGACUGGGAAGUCAAUGUGAUGAUCAUGAUCUAAGAACAAAAGACCGUGAUAGCAGAGAAAGAAGUUCAAGAAGGCCUAAUGGUAAUGAUUAUGAACCAAAUUCAAGCGAAGAUAAUGAUAAGCGAGAGAAGAAGAGAUCAGGAAAGCAUGAUGACGAAGAAGUUUUGCUCAGGUCAAGAGGCCAUGAUAGGAAGGAGGAAAGAAGGCCAAGAGGGCAUGGUGAUGAUGUGCCAAAGACACGAAACAAUUUCGAUAGAAGAGAAGAAAAAAGAUCAAGAAGGGAUAGUGAUUACGAUUUUGAGCCAAGAUCAAGAGAGGAGCAGGAUGUUGGGGAGGAAAGGAGAAUGAGAAGGCACAAUGCUGAUGAUGUUCAAGUGAAGAUGAGAAGUUAUCAGGAUAAGAGGGAAGGAGAAAGAUCCAGAAGGCAUGAUUAUGAUGACAUUGAACCAACGAGAGCUAGGCGGGAUGAAAAGAGAUUAAGUAGGCCACAUAACAAGGAUCAGUUGGAGCCAAGGUUACACAAAGAAAAUGAAAGAGAUGACAAUAGAAGAUCAAGAACGAACAGGACAUAAAAUUACAAUCCUUCUUUAAAGGAUAUAACUGAGAUAAAAUGACAUUACCCGAUCCUGGUAAGAUUGCUUUCGUCACUGCAAUCCCCUGGCAACUGAUAAACUGAUUGGUUUAUUCGUCAAGAUGAUAAUUGUUUUUGGUGGGCUUAAGCGUGAGAAUCUUAAAUGCUUGCAUUGCUCUAUGCCUAAUGGCAAACUGUUGGUUAUCUUGACAACAAUCAUUAAAUUUUUGUGGUUGAAUAUUGAACUGUUGGAAUUUGUUGUUCGGACUCGACUUGUAGAGUGCUGGACAACUAAAUUAAAUUAUGGCAUGCUUGCUUUUAGUGUGUGUGGUUCUCUUUUGCUUCCAUUCUUGUGUUUUAAACAUGAAAUUAAGGAAAAAGUAAGGAAUUUGUAGUGAUAUGUAAUUAUUAAUUAAAAAUAAAAAGAAAGAAAAGUAAACACACUUAUUAUCUUCUUUAAUUUUGUACGAUUCUUUAACCACACCAAGUGAUUUAUUGUGACCAGCUUGUCUCGCUGAUCAUUUGUACGUAUUAAUAGGUAAUAAUAAUAAGUACAUAUUUUAAAUGUCUAAAUUGCUAAUAUUUGUAUUUUUAGCCGGAUAGAUUAUGAGUAGAUUUAGCUCCACUGAUCGUAGGUGCUCCCUUAAAGAUUUCAAAACACAAUGGGUCGUGAACAAGUCUUUUAAACUUGAAGGUGCUCACAUGGUUUGUUCCACAAUAUCCAUUAUAUAACCAAUCAUCUUCAUUUUCGUAAUCUCUUUCUCCAAUUUAAAUCAUGAAGCGCUUACACAAACUAUGCAAUACAAAAGCAAAUGCAAAUGUGAAUAAGAAAUUACUUUAUUCCCAUUUCACUUUGACAACAACAAACCUGACCUUAGAAUAAAAUUAGAAUAGAUUGAAGUUCAACAAUAGACUAAUUAAUAGUAGUUGCUUCCAAUGAUACUAUUGAUCAGUUUUCCAAUAGCAGUAAAUGAAGAUCCACCUUCCUCAACAGAUUUUCUGGCCAUUUCACUCAUCUCUUUGACCUUCUUCCUUACCUCACUAUCACCCUCCAUAAGAUGUUUUACUGCAGUUUCAAUCUCUUCCGCCGAGACAAUAUGAUCAUCUCCACGAUCCUUGUAAUCCAAUCUUAAAUCAACAGCUAAGCCGAACUCCCUCACCAUCCUAAACGCGUUCAGUUGUUGCUCUGCAUAAAUAGGCCAUGUUGCAACUGGUACCCCAUACCACAAGCUCUCCAGUAUGGAAUUCCAGCCACAGUGAGACAGAAAGCCGCCCACAGCACUGUGAGCCAAGACUUUCACCUGAGGCGCCCACUCGUUGCAUAUCAUCCCCUUACUUCCAAUCUGUUCCAAGAAUCCUUCUGGCAAGAUUUCGUCUAUGGUUGUUGGUUGUUGAACUCGUACAGACCACAAGAAUCUAUGGCCACUGCGUUUGAGUCCAGAUGCUAUCUCUCUCAAUUGGGAAGCACCAAAUCUUCCCAUACUACCAAAACAGAGAAACACUACAGAAGAGUGAGGUUGCUCAUCAAGCCAUUUCAAGAUUUUAUCAUUCUGAACUUGAUCCAUACUUGGGUGAGGCUGACCGUUGAGGUCAAGUACUGGUCCAACCAUGUAGAUUGGAGGUGUUUCCCCAUCAUUCAUCGAGCUAAAACUAUAAGACUCCAAUUCCUCAAACGAAUUUACUAUAAUCCCUUUUGUCUCCCUAAACCUUUGAGCAAGCUUAACAUAAGCAGAAUAGCCACCAUCUUUGCAAAAUGCAGCCGUGGGAAGAACGCUUGAAGGAACAGGAUUUUGAAAACCCUGCAAUCUUAACGGAGCAUCUGAUUCUUCCAACUCAGAGCUGAUCUGGUUAUGGCGAGUUGCAAGGUAGAACAUGAGACUAAGAAAUCCCAAGUUGGAAGUCAUGAACAUAUAAGAAGGGAGGCCGAGCUCAUUGGCCACAUCCAUCAUAGGCAUGCAGAAGAAAUCAAGAACCAAUACAACAUCACCUUGAGAGUAAUUGGAGUUAGAUGACACAAUAUCUGUGAGUGCUUUUCUGACAUGAGGAACAAGACUCUCCAUGUAUAGAUAGAUAAAGUUUUCUAUGGACUUGAGUAGCUCCAUGGGAGGUGAGUCAACCAGAGGGAGAUGAAGGAGUUUGAUUCGGUGUACAAGAGAAAGUGAGGCCACAAUAGAAUCAAUGUAUGCAUCGAGAUGGGACUUAAAGGGAAACUUCAUGUAGAGGACUGUGAUGAAAAGUCGAUGAUCAUAGUGGAUCAAGCGCUUGGCGAAUUCAAGAGUUGAAACCAGGUGUCCUAUUCCUGGAGCUGGGAUGAACACCAAUUCUACCCUUGCCAUUGCUGUUUCUUGAAUCUUGAUGAUGAGUUGUGUUCUUCUUCUCCCUCUGCCGUUCCUAAUAUGAACUUAAAAUUGACCUAAUAUUUUAUUAUUCUUAUAUGCAUUGAACACACU